Homo sapiens (human) is the source of this 1814-nucleotide messenger RNA. Its product is annotated as protein transport protein SEC31-like. The coding region runs from base 1 to 591 and encodes 196 amino acids. The transcript is spliced from 3 exons. The record is from RefSeq and is a predicted model, not a curated record. Lineage: Eukaryota; Metazoa; Chordata; Mammalia; Primates; Hominidae.
AUGGGCUCCGGGCGCGGAGAAACUCCCUCAACAUCCAUCUCCAUCUUCCCAUUCACUGGAGGGCAAGACAAAAGCGGAGUGGAGACUUGGCAGCGGCGCCCGGCAGCUACUCAGCUGCCCGUGGCACGCAUGGCUCGCCGAGGAGGGGCCGCCUCCCGCGCGCCCUCCCUUCUGCCACCCUUCGCCCCCGCUCCCCGCAGCUCCGCUCGCCUGCUUGGCUCCGGCCCUGGCGGCGUCUGGGCCGGGGUGCGCGAGGAGCGGGUGGCCGCGUGUCCUUGGAGCGCUGGCCUUCAGGCGCCCCCGGCAGUCCCGCUAAGCAGAGCGCAUCCCGGCGGCGGCGGCGGCGGCGGCGGCGGCGCCUCCCAGCCGCGCUCCCAGCCUCAGGGCCGCUUGGGUACUUGCUCUCCAGCCCGGCCCACGCUCCUAGCCGCUUUCCAGCGUCUCUUGGGGCCCCUUGGCGUUUCUCCUCCCUACCAACCUUCUGAACAAAGUUGCUGGAAGAACCAACCUGGUCGCCGGGCUUUGCCCGGCGAAGCUGGCAAGAAUAGGGACUCUCAGGUGCAAGUGAAAUCUACCUUCCCCGCCCGCUGACCAAGCGCCGACCCUCAGCCUUACCCCCUCCCCAACGCAAAGGAGCCAAGGAAAGGAGGGAUCUCCGACCUGUGCGAGGUGGUGGCGGCGAGGACUAGAAAGAGAGGAGCGUGCGGAGGGCUGGUGCGCCCACCCCCAACCCCAGGUGACCCCCGCCUCCGCGCUGGCCCUGGUCCCCUCCCUCUCCCGGCCGAGCGCGCCUCCGGGGUCAGUCCCUCCGGGCUGCGCGUGUGUGUAUCCCAGAGCUCCGCUCCGGGGUCUGUUCUGCCGCUGGCGGCUCCGCGCCGCACAGCCCUGCACUAAAGAACUGGAGUAGAGAAGGAGAAGCCAACGGCAAAUUCCGGGCAGGAAGUCGACCUACCCUUGCCUCUGGCCAGGUCGCAGUGUAGCAAUAAAAAUCACAUGUCAGUUCAGACAGCAGCAGGAAUAGCUGACUGGGAAGGAAAUAAUUGGAGGAGUAGUCCCAGCAGUAAGAGAGAAGAAAGAAAGACAUGGGCCUUGGAAGAUAGAUAGGAUAUGAGUAAAAUGAAGCAAAGAGCAUUGCGAUUAGAGCAAGGUGUUGGAAAUGUAUGCUGCAGAAAUACUGCCUAAAACCUGGAAGUCUCAUAGCUGAAAGCACCAAACUUUGGUCCCCCUCUCGCCACCAAAAUGAAGAGAGAAUGCAGCUGGAGAUGAUGAAUUUCAGUGUGGAUGUAGAUGCAGACAUAACAGCCAUUUCAGAAGAGCAUGUUUCACCUAUAAUAUCUGCUAUAACUGAAGUCAGCUGAUCUUGCUUUUAAACCCUUUUAGGAAUUUCAAAAUCAGCUCAAUGGAUAAUGACAAAAGUGUUAACUUCUGUGACACCAUUCUCUAAAGAUGAAACCAUAAUGUCAUCAGGGGUGGUGUUAAAUGCCAGACUGAAGAGAAAGUGGAAGAGACAGAUACGGUGGAAUGCAAGGAUACUGGACCCCUGAGAGCAGCCUGUUGUCAUUGCUUGGCAUUUACAGCAUCUGUAAUUCAUUAGCUAUUCUUUUCUUUUUUAAUGAGGAAACAGAAAGGAGAUCAAGGAAUGAGCUCAAAGCAACCAAAAAAAUCUUUUCAGUAGUAAGAUAAACAAAUGUUACCAUGAGUCUGAAAGCUAGAAUUCUACAAGGGGAAGAAAUAUAUGGCCCCUGCUAAUUUUAACCAGGACCAUUGCCUGUGUAAUUGCCAUAAUAAUAAAAGCUACUGGUAUCUAUAUUUUA